Pygocentrus nattereri (red-bellied piranha) is the source of this 2472-nucleotide messenger RNA. Its product is annotated as GTPase IMAP family member 8-like. NCBI's taxonomy places the organism in Eukaryota, Metazoa, Chordata, Actinopteri, Characiformes, Serrasalmidae. The transcript has 5 exons. The record is from RefSeq and is a predicted model, not a curated record. The annotation marks the transcript as partial. Gene Ontology annotation, molecular function: GTP binding.
AUAUCUGCAGCUGUGCUCUUCUGCCUGAAUGAAAUAACACUUUGCAGUGUGGAAUCUUACUUAAUGUGUGUGUUUGAGUGAAGGAGUGGUCCGUUAUCCGACCCUUCAACUUGAUUUGACUUUAAGUUUGAGCUUGACAAACAACACAGAAUGGCGUCAAUGAAGGGGUCUGUACUGAGGAUUGUUUUGCUGGGGAAGAACAGCUCAGAGAUCAGUAGAGUGGGAAACUUCAUCCUGGGCAAAGAUGUGUUUAAUACUGUAGGUCCUCCUCCUUCAGUAGAGCAGCACAGUGAGAGAGCCAGAGGAAAUAUGGAGGGAAGAUGCAUCACCCUCAUCAACACUCCUCACCUGUUUGAUCCUCAAUUCAGAGUGACUCAAAUACCUAAAAGUGUGAAAGAGUGCAUGUCUCUGUGUGCUCCUGGACCUCAUGUUAUAGUGCUGGUUAUACAGCCAGACGACUUCAUUGAGACAGACAGAAAUAGACUGAAUUACGUCCUCAGUUCUUUUCCUGGUACGGUCCAAAAACACAUUUUGAUACUAACAACACAAAUGCUGCAGUCAGGCUCCAGUGUAGAUCGAGCUCAGGAGAACAUCAUACAGAAGAUCAUCACUGAAUGCAGCAACAGGCAUUUUGAGUUUAGUAGUGAAUGCAGUCGCUCUGCUCUUAUGAAGAUGAUGGAGAAGAUUGUUAAAGAAAAUGCAGGGGGUCACAUAAAGACAGAGGGAUAUGAGGUUCCAGUUGCAAGAGAACGACUACUGCAUAAAGAAACAACAGCACAUAAUGAGUCUGAAGGAACAAUAGAAGAAAAGAAAAUUACUUUACAAAAAAUUCCCAGAAAACCCCAGGAAAAAUCAGGAGGAAUUGGAAGUCUGCUCCAGAAAUUUACUCGUGGUGGUAAAAGUCAUGUGUCUGAGAGGCUGAACUUGGUUCUUUGUGGGAGUGAUGGAGCAGUGAAGUCCUCCAUAUCAGAUCUCAUACUGGGUCAGAGACAGCACAGUCCAAAGUCCAGCAAGUGUGUGAGGAGGGAGGGAGAAGUGUGUGGACGUCUGGUCACUCUGGUGGAGAUACCGGCUCUCUACAACACUCAGCUCUCAGAGAAGGAAGUGAUGCAGGAGACUCUCCGCUGUGUCUCUCUCUGUCAUCCUGGAGUUCAUGCUUUUCUCCUUAUUAUUCCUGAAGGACGCCUCACUGAUGAAGACAAAGGAGAAAUGGAGACGAUCCAGAGAAUCUUUGGAUCCAGAUUCAACAAUCACACCAUUUUCCUCAAACCAAAGAGUCAGAAGAAGACAAUGAAGUUAGAUGAAGCCACUAAAUAUAUUACUGAAUUAUACAAAGGACAAGUGUAUGUUUUGGAUAUGAGUGAAAUUUCAGUGCUUUUACAAAAAGUUGAACAAAAGGUGGCAGAAAACAAUGAAAGCUGUUACACAACAAUUAUGUAUUCAGAGGCACAGGUGGAAACACAACUGAAAUAUAAAUAUAAGAAUGAAGAACUACAGAAAACAAUUAAAAAUCUAAGGAAAAAAAUGGACAAUCAGACACAAGAGGUUUCUCCAGACAUAGGAGCUCUAAAGAUUGUACUCCUGGGAAAAACUGGAGCAGGGAAGAGUGCUACAGGAAACACUAUUCUAGGGAAAAAUGUUUUCAAACACUUACUUUCCUCUCAGUCAAUUACCAGUGUGUGUCAAAAAGAAUCAGCUGAAGUUGGACAGAAAAAGAUCUCUGUAAUCGACACUCCAGGACUGUUUGACAUAAAUAUUUCUAAUGAAGAGAUCAGGAAGGAAAUUGUUAAGUGCAUCACUAUGGCAGCUCCAGGUCCACAUGCCUUUCUGUUGGUUCUUGCACUGGGACGCUUCACACAAGAGGAGAAAGAAGCAGUGAAGAUGAUCCAAGAAUUGUUUGGUGAUGAAUCUAGAAAAUACACCAUGGUGCUGUUCACCAGAGGAGAUGAUCUACAGAAAAUGAGCAUUGAAAAAUUCAUUGAAAAUUCUGAGCGUAGCUUACAAAACAUCAUUUAUCAGUGUGGUAACAGAUACCAUGUGUUAAAUAACAGACAUAUGGAAGAUCGCAGUCAGGUCACUGCUCUACUGGAGAAAAUCGACUCCAUGGUGGCAGUGAAUGGAGGGAGCUUUUACACUAAUGAGAUGUUCCAACGAGCAGAGAAAGCUCUACAAGAAGAACAGGAGAGGAUACUGAUGGAGAGAAAGGAGGAGAUAGAGAGAGAGAAAGAAGAACUGAAAGCUAAACAUGAAGCUGAAAUUGAGAAAAUGAAGAGGAGCAUGCAAGAGGAACGACGUGAACAAGAGAGAAAAAGAAAAACAAGAGAGAAUGAACUUAAAGAAAGAGAAGAGCAGAUCAAGAAAGAGUUUGUAGAGAGAGAGAAAUUAGAAAGAGAGCAAUACAACAAAAGAAGAGAAGAAGAUGAAAAAAAAAUGAAAGAGUGGAUGGCAGAGAUUAACAAAGAAAGAGAGGAG